Molecule: messenger RNA, 4377 nt
Organism: Yarrowia lipolytica CLIB122
Lineage: Eukaryota; Fungi; Ascomycota; Dipodascomycetes; Dipodascales
Biological process (GO): intracellular calcium ion homeostasis; transmembrane transport
Cellular component (GO): membrane
Molecular function (GO): ATP hydrolysis activity; P-type ion transporter activity; ATPase-coupled monoatomic cation transmembrane transporter activity
Source: RefSeq, a predicted model, not a curated record
AUGGGCAAGAAGAACUCGUCGCGGGUGAAAAAACGAGCGAGAGCCAAGGCUGCUGCGCGCUCACAUCGGGCGGAAAACGAGGGGAUCGAAUCGGAUUCUUCCCAGCCCCAGACCGCCGUCUCCAACGGAAUCAGCUCCGACACGGAUGUUUCAGAAGUUGCCCAAAGCCCUGUCCGGGGCCGAAGACGCGGAGACUCGAUAGCGUCCAUGUCUUCGACCAUGUCUUCUUCUCGCUACGACUAUUUGGCUCAUCCGACGGACUCGGGCGAGAUAUAUUCAGGCCCUCCUAGUGAUGCGUUUCCCACGUCAUAUUCGUCAUAUCAGCACCUGAACCGACGGCGAUCCAUGUCACGGUCUCUGAGCCGUUCACGUGGGUCCCUUGGAGACGAUUCGCGGCGUCCGUCCAUGUCUCUAUCUCAUAGAGCGUCCAAUGAGGUGCUUCAAUCGCCGCAGUUUCGACCUCGGGCUGAAUCAACCGCUUCUUUUCGAUUUUUCGACAGAGACGAGCUGGAAUUGGCCGAGGGAUCGUCGACCAUGGAGGACGAGAUGCCCCAGGAGUCGGACGAGGUGGCUGUUGAAGAGGUAGACGACUACCAUGGAGGAUACAGACCCAGUGGCCGGUUCAGAGAAAGCCUAUCAUUGAGCCGGGACGACGUGUAUAGAAGAGGAUCUACAUUCUCGACCGACGAUAACACACCACUGAUGAGACGCGAGUCGCGAGACUCGUAUGAACGGCCCCGACGAGAGAGUGGUCGUUCAGACGAUGGAGGAUCGUACACUUUUGGUCUUCAUGACGAGACUCCUACUGGCCCACCCUUUCCUGAUGCCACAAACACCGUCCAACGGUUCUACAUUGCUGAAGAGGAUUUGUUGAUUGGUAUUGCUGGAUACAAGACAAACCGGCUCAAGUCUGUCUUCUUCUUCUUGCUGUAUGUGGCUACAGGAGGAAUUCUGUUUCUGAUAAUGCGAUGGUUCCCUCGAUGGAGAAUCUCGUGUCUUGGAGACCCUGCUCCUCUGGGAGACUGUGAUUGGGUGGUUAUUGAGAAUCAGUGGGGAGAAAUGGAGAUUUGUGAUGUUCAUCAGGCACGAUACAACCGAGCCUUGUCUACUGUCUUCACCCUCAAGCCUGAGAAUGCCGAGUUGGCGACUAUUCACUCUGGUGAGGAGGUUGAGAGCUCUUCCUUUAUGGAAAACGACCCCGAUCCCAUUCUGCCUGUUCUCCGGUCUAUUUCCUACAGAUACAUUACGUUCAUUUACGACCCGAUUGAGGACAUUUUCCGAACCAACGCCGGUUGGACUGAUCCAGAUUGGCGGGAAAUGUCCAUUGUCAAAGAAGGUCUUUCUUAUGACUCAUUUGAAGACCGAGUUUUGGCGUUUGGCCACAAUGUCCUUGAUAUCAAGGAAAAGAGUAUCCAACAGCUGCUAGUGGACGAGGUAUUGCAUCCGUUUUACAUCUUCCAGGUCUUCUCCAUGAUUCUGUGGGCUGCGGACACCUACUACUAUUAUGCCACGUGUAUCUUCAUCAUUUCAGUCAUUUCCAUCACCAACACUCUGGUGGAGACGAAGAGCACCAUGCGACGUCUUUCACAAAUGUCGCGCUUCAUCUGCGAGGUGCGAGUGCUCCGAAAUGGCUUCUGGACUACCGUUGACUCGUCCCAACUGGUCCCUGGAGACGUCUACGAGAUUUCUGACCCAGCUAUGACUCUCUUCCCCUGUGACUCCGUCUUGUUGUCUGGAGACUGUAUCGUCAACGAAAGUAUGCUGACCGGUGAGUCUGUUCCCGUAACAAAGAUCCCCAUCACGUCCGAGGGUCUCGUCCACCUGUCUCAGGGCUCUCUGAUCGGCUCCAAUGUGUCUCCUGACAUUGUCCGGAACUUUUUGUUCUCUGGAACUCGAGUAAUUCGAGUGCGACGACCUCAAGGAGGCGACUCCGAAGACGGACCUGCUCUUGCUGUAGUUGUUCGAACCGGUUUCUCUACUACUAAGGGAGCGCUGGUGCGAUCCAUGAUGUUCCCCAAACCCACCGGUUUCAAGUUCUACCGAGAUUCGUUCAAGUACAUUGGAGUCAUGAGCGGAAUUGCCUGUAUUGGAUUCAUCAUUUCCACUAUUGACUUCAUCAAGAUGCAGCUUCCUACUCAUUUGAUUGUCUUCCGAGCCCUCGAUCUCAUCACUAUCGUUGUCCCUCCUGCUCUGCCUGCUACUCUCACUAUUGGUACCAACAUUGCUCUGGCUCGGCUUAAGAAGAAGCAAAUCUACUGUAUUGCCCCUACUCGAGUCAAUGUCGGUGGUAAGAUCGAUAUCUGUUGCUUUGACAAGACUGGAACUCUCACUGAAGACGGUCUGGACAUUAUGGGAGUCACCUUGGCCGAAUCCAACGCUGGAAGACGUCUUUUCAGCGACCUGCAUGCCACUACCGACGAUCUGUUCCCCCACAAGUCUCUCAAGGGUAACCAAGCUGCGUUGGACAUGCUUCUGACACUGGCAACUUGCCAUUCUCUUCGAGCUGUCGACGGAGAGCUGGUUGGAGACCCUCUGGACUACAAAAUGUUCUCCUUCUGCAACUGGUCGUUCGAAGAAGAGGGAUUCAAGUUUGGCGAGGAAGUCGGCUCGCAAACGUCCAACGAGCGAAUGGACAACUUUGCAGUGGCUGAAACCAUCUCCCCUUCGAUUGUGCGACCUCCUCCCGGCAGAUUCUCCGAGACUGGCUCGGACUCCGAGUUUGGAAUCAUCCGAUCGUUCGAGUUUGUGUCUCAGCUGAGAAGAAUGUCAGUCAUGGUAAAAACUAUGCACUCGCGAGACGUGUCUGUGUUUGUCAAGGGUGCUCCAGAGGUUCUUCCGGAUAUUUGUCGACCCGAGUCCUUCCCUUCAAACUACCACGAGCUCCUCCAUCACUACACCCACAAGGGCUACCGAGUGAUUGCAUGUGCCACCAAGACGUAUUCCAAGCUCAUGUGGCACAAGGCUCAGAAGCUGUCUCGUGAGGAGGUCGAGUCUCAGCUUGAUUUCCUCGGUUUCAUUGUCUUUGAAAACAAGCUGAAACCGACCACUGCUGGCGUCAUUCGACAGCUCGAAAACCAGGCCAAGAUUAGAACCGUCAUGUGCACCGGAGACAAUGUGCUGACAGCUAUUUCUGUCGCUCGAGAGUGUGAGAUGGUUCCUUCUCACGAAGUUCAGGUCUUUGUCCCCUCAUUUGAAGAGUCUCCGGAGCACGAAACUGGUCUGGCUAUCAGAUGGGAGUCGGUCGACAACAAUAACCUCACUCUCAACUCGGCCACGUUGCGUCCCCUGAACCCCAGGGUCGUGCCAAACUACUGUCUGGCAGUCACUGGAGAGGUGUUCCGGUACCUGAUUGACUUUGGCUCUGACGAUAUUCUUCACCAGAUGCUUAUGCGAGGAAAGAUCUACGCUCGAAUGUCUCCCGACGAGAAACACGAGCUGGUGGAAAAACUGCAGGCUCUGGAUUACACAACUUGUUUCUGCGGAGAUGGAGCCAACGACUGUGGAGCCCUUAAGGCGGCCGAUGUCGGUAUUUCUCUGUCUGAAGCCGAAGCCUCAGUUGCUGCUCCAUUUACUUCUCGUGUGUUUGAAAUAUCUUGUGUGGUGGACGUUAUCAAGGAGGGACGAGCUGCUCUGGUUACAUCCUUCUCUUGCUUCAAGUAUAUGUCUCUGUACUCUGCCAUUCAGUUUGUUACCGUUGGUAUUCUCUACUCGUCCGGAUCCAACCUUGGUGACUUCCAGUUUCUGUGGAUCGACAUGUUCCUCAUCCUGCCCAUCGCCAUUUUCAUGGCCUGGUCCAAGCCCUACCACAAGCUUGCCCCCAAACGGCCCAAUGCCAACCUCGUGUCUCGAAAGGUUCUCAUUCCGCUUAUUGGUGAGAUUGCAGUGCUGGCAACGGCCCAGUUCAUUGUCUGGAGUCUGGUCAAGAAGGAGCCCUGGCACAUUGCUCCCAUUCCUGGAGCCGAGGACGCUGAUGUAGCUUCGUCAGAUAACACGGCUCUGUUCUUUGUGUCGUGUUUCGAGUACAUCCUGAUUGCUGUGGCUCUGUCUGUCGGUCCUCCUUACAGAGAAGACGUGUACAAGAACGUUCCAUUUGUUCUAUGUGUUAUUUUCCUGCUGGGAGCCACCGCUAUGCUCAUGAGCAUCCAGAACAUGGACUCUGGUCUGGGCAAGUUGAUGCAGCUCACAGCCAUGCCUGCAGACUUCAAGCUGGGCAUCGUGGCCAUUGGUUUUGUGACGUUUGCCGUUUCGUGGAUCUGCGAGUCCUAUGUGUUUACACUCCUGGUCCGGUUCUCGAGAGCCCUUCAGAAGGCUACAGGUCUUGGUCACAAGCAGUACAAGAACAAGAUGUACAAGAACAUUAACCUGGGAGGAGUUUAG